Molecule: messenger RNA, 2627 nt
Organism: Saimiri boliviensis boliviensis (Bolivian squirrel monkey)
Lineage: Eukaryota; Metazoa; Chordata; Mammalia; Primates; Cebidae
Source: RefSeq, a predicted model, not a curated record
CGGCGUUCCGGAGGCGCAACGUCGGAGGUCACUGAGUAUCUAGCCCGGAGCAGUGACGGCCGGCCGGAGCGUGCUCUUUCCCGCGGCUCGUGCUCUCCGGGAGUCCGGAGCAUGGUCCUGGGUCAGCGUUGGUGGAGCGCGUUGGUCGAACGUGGACGCCCAGAGGGAGGAUGGUAGGCUCGGGGGUGGCCGUUCUAUGUUUGUGGGUUUCCUGCGGCGCUGCCGCCGGACAGCUCGAGUACUCAGUGCCGGAGGAGACGGAGCGGGGCGUAGCCGUAGGCAAUGUCGCCGCGGACUUGAGGCUGCCCGUGGCCACUCUGUCCUCGCGGAACUUUCGCUUCCUUUCCAGCCACCGCGAGCUCUACUUCGGGGUGGACCUGGCAAGCGGCAGCUUGGUGGUCAGGGAGCCGGCGGACCGCGAGCGGCUGUGCGGGGCCAAAGCUCCCUGUGUCUUGACCUACGACCUGGUGCUCGAGGACCCGCUGGAACUGCACAAGAUUCGCAUUCACGUCCUGGACACUAAUGACAACUCACCUCUCUUUCCUGCCGGCGACUUGCAGCUGCACAUCCCGGAGUUCCUGAUGCCCGGAGCCCGAUUUACUCUCCCGAAUGCUCAAGAUGACGACGAAGGAAGCAAUGGGAUGCUAAGCUACAGCCUAAGCCCCAGCCAGCACUUUCGCCUGGACAUGGGAUCGCGGGUUGACGGAAGCGAAUACCCGGAGUUGGUGUUGGAGAAAGCACUGGAUCGCGAACAGCGCGCCAGCCACCUGCUGGUGCUUACAGCUCGGGACGGCGGGCUACCUGCCCGCUCAGGAGACGCACAAGUCACUAUCAUUGUGGUGGACACAAAUGACAACGUGCCUGUAUUUGAGCACUCCGUAUACCGCACUAAGGUUCCAGAAACUGCACCCAAUGGGACUGUGUUAUUCCGAGUUCAAGCCUUGGAUCCAGAUGAAGGGUCCAAUGGGGAAGUCCGAUACUCCCUAAGCAAUAGCACGCAAGCAGAGCUGCGACACCGCUUUCAUGUGCACCCUAAAAGUGGGGAGGUGCAAGUAGCUGCUUCACUAGGUCCGCCUGAAACGCUCUUGGAAGCAUACAUUGAGGCGAGGGACGAAGGUGCCUUUGGUCUAGCUAGCACGGUCAAAUUGUUGGUGGAGGUGACUGACGUGAACGAUCAUGCCCCUGAACUGGACUUCAUGACUCUUUGGAACCCAGUAUCCGAGGACGCUGCUCCUGGCACAGUGAUUGCUCUCUUUAGUGUAAAGGAUGAAGACCUCGGUUCCAAUGGUAGAGUCAUUUGUAGCAUGUCCAGUGGAGGCCCUUUUCAGCUGACGGCUUCCUUUGACAACUACUACAGCCUGCUGAUUGAUGGGCCCCUGGACCGGGAGCAGAUCAGUGAAUACCAAGUCCUAAUCACGGCCUCAGAUAGUGGCUCACCCCCACUUAGCACCCGAAGGAUAAUCACUGUGUCAGUUGCUGAUGUGAAUGACAAUACACCAAGCUUUCCUCAACUGCAGCAGGAACUUUUUGUUGCUGAAAACAAUGGCCCUGGGGCCUCUCUAGGCCGAGUGUUUGCCCGGGACCCCGACCUGGGGAAGAACGGCCUUGUCUCUUAUGAGCUGUUGGAUGUUAUCUCUGAGGGGCCACCAGCCUCUAGCUUGGUGGCAGUGGAAUCAUCCAGUGGGGCCAUCACUGCCAAAAAUUCCUUUGACUUUGAGCAGCUCAGGGGGUUUCACUUUCAGGUAGAAGGCCGGGAUGGUGGCAUUCCUCCCAGAAGUGCGACAGUGACUAUAAACUUGUUUGUGGUAGAUAGGAAUGACAAUUCUCCAGUUAUCUUGUUUCCCUUGCCCAGAAAUGGUUCUGUUCCAGUGGAAAUUGUGCCCCGCUCUGCCAGGACUGGACACUUGGUCACAAAAGUGGUAGCAGAGGAUGCAGACAGUGGUUCCAAUGCCUGGCUUUCCUACCACAUCUCCCGGGCGUCUGACUCUAGUCUCUUUAGAAUUUCAGCCAAUAUAGGUGAGCUCCGUACUGCUCGCUUAGUUCUUCCCACUGAUGCAGUCAAGCAGAGGGUGGUGGUAGUGGUUCAGGAUCGUGGAGACCCACCACUUUCCUCCUCUGUCACUCUGGGUGUGCUGUUGAGCAACUCUGUCCCUCAGUUACUUCCAGACUUUGAAGAUGUUUGGGAACCAGGAGGGCAGCUUUCUGCCCAGAACUUGUAUUUAGUAAUUGCCUUGGCCUGUAUUUCCUUUUUAUUUCUGGGGUGCUUACUUUUCGUCAUGUGUGCCAAGUUGUGUCAGAACCCAGGCUGUUGCCCUCAGAGCUGCUGUCGUUCUACAGAGGAUCUGAGGUAUGGAAGGAAGUUGGUUUCAAAUCCUUGCAUGACAUCAGCCACCAUAGAUGUCACUACAGUUGAGAGACUUUCUCAGACUUAUCUCUAUCGGGCCUCCCUAGGACUUGGUUCUGAUAAUAACAGUUUGCUGUUGCGUGGGGAGUACAACGCUGCUGACCUGCAAAAUCUUGCCACUGGGGUAGGACUGAAUUUGCCAAUAUCCUGUAUUCAGGUUUGGAAUAGGAAAGGGGAUCACGCUAAUGUCAAUGCCAUGGUAAGCAAAUUUUAUGGAAUUUAA